AUGUCUCUAAACGUCUUCAAGCAACCCCUCGCGCUCCACUCGACACAGCCCCUAACCGGCUUCACGCGCUCAGGCUACUGCGAAGUGCCCGCCUCGGACGCCGGCAACCACGCCAUCGCAGGUGUAGUAUCGAAAGAGUUCCUCGACUUCUCUGCCGCGCGGGGCAACGACUUGCGCCAAGUGGGGCUGACGGAUGGCUGCAAGUGGUGUCUUUGUGUGAGCAGGUGGAAGGAGGCGUUUGAUGCGAGGACGGGCAUGGAUGAUAAGAAGGUGCCGAAGGUUGUGCUCAAGGCGACGAAUGAGAAGGCGUUGAAGGGUGUGGCGAUGGAUGAUUUGAAGGCUUUUGCUGUGGAUAAGGAGUAG
Molecule: messenger RNA, 363 nt
Organism: Alternaria infectoria
Lineage: Eukaryota; Fungi; Ascomycota; Dothideomycetes; Pleosporales; Pleosporaceae
Exons: 2
Coding region: 1-363 (120 amino acids)
Source: RefSeq, a predicted model, not a curated record